AUGGAACCAUUCCUUCUCGCUCACCUCGCUUCUCAACACCAUAACAGCGAAUACAAUAUCCUCAAAUUCGGAGCAAAGGGCUCUCCUGUUCGCUAUCUUCCCUUGUCCCUUCACUUGCCAGAUCAGUUUAGACUUCUUCGUGCCCAUCAACUCACAAACGCCCUCAAUAAAUCAUGGUGGCCUUCCGAUAAAUCUUGCUGGAAUACUGCCCUUCUUCUCGGUCCCUCUGGCAUCACUGACCAUCCAGAUUCGCCCAAAGCUGUCCUUCUCUCCCGCAAACUCUCUGCUGCCAUUCAAGAUUCCCUUCAUCCACUUUCAUUUUCCUUCAAGACUUCUUCAUCUCAUCCCAUAAACAUCUCCUCCAUUAUCUCCUCAGACCUCGUCCCUUUGAUUUCCUCUCAUGCACUUCUUUCAUCCUCUCCUCGUCCCUUUCCUACAGUUCUCCACUUACCCCCCACCUUUACCCUCGAUCGUUUUUUCGUCUCUCGACAAUCUCAGUCUCAUACCCUGACCCUCCCCUCUCAUACCCAGCCCUUGCCUGCAUCUGUCAUCGUCCCACUGCAUUUAAAUCCUCCCUUUUGUACUACGAUAUCCCGAACUUUGCAAUCCGCUCUCAGUAAUCGUCUCGCCGCUGUCCAUAUCGAAACCUGCGACCGAGAUCCAUCCGACUAUUCUGACCAACCCCAGCAAAGCCCGUUGGAAGCAGUUUUUUCAGACAAUUCUCUCUCGCUCUCCCUUUCUUCCAGUCUUCUGCCGCCGUCCAGUGUAAAGAUUUCAUCUUGUCAUCCUGUGGCCUGGUCUGAUGAACUUGAAAAGAUCAGUGCUCGUCCUCCAACCAGGACUAUCAGUCUUGGCCGUCUGUCAAGCCAACCGUUAGGCCAUUCUUAUCCGUGCAAGGCAAGCCCUGGACGUCUUUGGAAGAGCGAUACUUUUACCAUAGGCGAUCUUUUCUUGUCCUCUUGUCCCGGAAAAAAAGUACGACUGCAAGGGCCUGUGAAAGGCAGAGGUGGCGUAUGCCGGGAUCUCGAGGCAGACCUGAAUAGAAUAAAGCAAUCAGGGGCUGGUUGUAUCGUUUGCUGUUUAGAUGACAGUGAACUCGAUUUUCUUGGGGCCCCUUGGCCAGAAUACGAAAGGUGUGCAAGUAAUGCCGGGAUCGAUGUGCUGCGUUUACCCAUUCCAGAAGGACUUGCUCCCCUCACUGCUGCCCAUCUUGAUUCUCACCUAACAGAUCUGAUCAAUCGAUAUACACUUCAGGGUGUGCCGAUUCUUGUUCAUUGUCGUGGUGGUGUAGGUCGAGCAGGGGUUAUUGCCUGCUGUUGGAUUAUGAAGCUUGGCUUGUGUGGGUGGAUCGAUGAGGUGCAAAAACCUUCAAUACCUCAAACUUACACUCAAGGAACCUCCAUGGUCACGGAAGAAACCCUGCACUUUAUAGAAAAGGUGAUCACGCUAGUAAGGAGGAGAAGAAGUGUUAAAGCGGUGGAGACAUACGAACAAGUAAAGUUUUUAGUCGACUUUGUUGAAUUUCUUCGACAGCGUUCUAAAGCAAAAGAGUGA
Messenger RNA from Laccaria bicolor S238N-H82, 1554 nucleotides. RefSeq lists its product as uncharacterized. The record is from RefSeq and is a predicted model, not a curated record. Gene Ontology annotation, cellular component: nucleus. Gene Ontology annotation, molecular function: phosphatase activity. NCBI's taxonomy places the organism in Eukaryota, Fungi, Basidiomycota, Agaricomycetes, Agaricales, Hydnangiaceae. Bases 1 to 1554 code for a protein of 517 amino acids. Gene Ontology annotation, biological process: dephosphorylation. The transcript is spliced from 6 exons.